This is a messenger RNA of Ricinus communis (castor bean), 1302 nucleotides long. Its product is annotated as ethylene-responsive transcription factor ERF014. The coding region runs from base 244 to 933 and encodes 229 amino acids. Gene Ontology annotation, molecular function: DNA-binding transcription factor activity; DNA binding. NCBI's taxonomy places the organism in Eukaryota, Viridiplantae, Streptophyta, Magnoliopsida, Malpighiales, Euphorbiaceae. The transcript has a single exon. The record is from RefSeq and is a predicted model, not a curated record. Gene Ontology annotation, biological process: regulation of DNA-templated transcription.
UUCUAUAAAUACCAACCUUUUGUCUCUCCUUCUCAUUUUCAGUUCGCAAUCUCAUUCAUUAUCUCUCCUCUACCUUUCAGAGAAAGAACAAGAAUUCAAGAAAACAAGUUUGUAUUGUAUUUACAAGAGUGAAAACAAGAGAAUCAAGAAUUCAAGAUCCCUUCGGUUUCGUUCGAGAGAAAGCUAGCUGUAGCACUUGAUCUUCGAGCAGGUUCUUGAUCAUCUAAAUAUAUAUAUUUAGCAAUGGUGAAGAGUGAGCAGAAGAUCCAAUCAGAAACAUCAGCAAAGCCAAUGGCAACAUCUCCUUCAUCUUCAGCAUCGACAAAAAAGAAAUACAAAGGAGUGAGAAUGAGAAGCUGGGGUUCUUGGGUAUCAGAAAUAAGAGCACCAAAUCAGAAAACGAGAAUUUGGUUAGGCUCUUAUUCUACUGCUGAAGCUGCAGCUAGAGCAUAUGAUGCUGCACUUUUAUGUCUUAAAGGCUCUUCAGCUAACCUUAACUUUCCUAUCACUUCCUCUCAUUACAUUCCUGACACCGUUAUGUCACCUAAAUCUAUUCAAAGAAUUGCUGCUGCUGCCGCUAAUAGUUUUACAGACAAUGCAACCGCAACUGCCACCACCGCCACCACACCAGUAUCAUCGCCACCUCAGCCUUCUUCCUUACAAUCCCCAUCAUCAUCAUCAUCAUCAUCCAUAUCAUCCCCAUCAUCGUGUGAUCAACUAGAUGUAUAUGAUGAUGUGUCGCUAAUGCAGUCUUUUGGGACAUAUAGUCAUGAUGAGUAUUCAUGGUAUAACUUUGACGAUCAACUUUCGUCACCCAAGUUUCUUGAUCAAAUGUUCAUCAAUAAUGGGGCUGCUUCGUCGUUCAAUCCUCCACCGAUGAUGAUCGAUGAUUUUUUCGAAGACGAUUUUCGUCUGUGGAGCUUUGCAGAAUAGUUCAUUUCCUCAAAAUCCAGGAUUUCUCCAUUCUUUUUGUCCAUUAAUUCAUAAUAAUCAUUAUUGAUUCUUGAUCGAUUGAUGAUCUUCUGUUAAAUUGUUGCUUGAAGACAUUACUGACAAGUUACCCACAAGUUCAUAUAUGUUUAGUGUAUUGAUUUAGGACAAGAUCACUAGGCUCACAUGGGAAAGAAAACAUUUUUUUGGACUUUCCUCAUGUGGGAUUUCUUUAUAUUCAAUUUAUAUAAUGUACUAUCAAAUUAUUCAAAAAGUGUGUUAUAUUGUAAUUGCAAUAAAAAUUAAAAAUUAUUUAGAUAUUAUUUAUUUAUCUAUUUUUUUAUACAUCUUAAUCUAACAGCGGUCUGACAA